AUGAAAAUGUUCAUCGCAUCGAUUCUCUUCUCUGCUCUGGCACUGAACGUGGCUCAGGGCAGCAUCUUGCCAGCCGCCUACUACCACCCAGGCCACUACCAUCCGGGUCACUACCAUCCAGGUCACUAUCAUCCGGGCCACUAUCACUUGGGCCUGAUACAGCCCAGCACCUGGAUCCAACACGUCCAGCUCGACCAUUACGAUCCACACCCCCAGUACUCGUUCAAUUACGGAGUGGCCGACGAGACGACCGGCGACUUCAAGCAGCAGCACGAGACCCGCGACGGUGACCGCGUCGUCGGCAGCUACAGCCUCGUCGAGCCCGACGGCAGCAGACGCAUCGUCGACUACACGGCCGACGACGUGCACGGCUUCAACGCAGUCGUCCGCAAGGAACCCGCCUUCGACAAGAAGAUCGUCGCCGUAGUGGCCAAUCACCAGCUCAACUCGCCGCUCGGCAUCGCCGCCCUACCGGUUCAACAGCCGAUUCUCGUGAGCAGCGGGGUUCAACAGCAACAACACCAGAAGCAGGACUAG
Trichogramma pretiosum is the source of this 537-nucleotide messenger RNA. RefSeq names its product larval cuticle protein A3A-like. NCBI's taxonomy places the organism in Eukaryota, Metazoa, Arthropoda, Insecta, Hymenoptera, Trichogrammatidae. Gene Ontology annotation, cellular component: extracellular matrix. The transcript is spliced from 2 exons. The coding region runs from base 1 to 537 and encodes 178 amino acids. The record is from RefSeq and is a predicted model, not a curated record.